Molecule: messenger RNA, 1756 nt
Organism: Trichomycterus rosablanca
Lineage: Eukaryota; Metazoa; Chordata; Actinopteri; Siluriformes; Trichomycteridae
Gene: irak4
Product: interleukin-1 receptor-associated kinase 4
Exons: 11
Coding region: 261-1661 (466 amino acids)
Biological process (GO): signal transduction; protein phosphorylation
Molecular function (GO): protein serine/threonine kinase activity; magnesium ion binding; ATP binding
Source: RefSeq, a predicted model, not a curated record
UAGGUCACUACUAAAACUAUGAGUAAUGUAUAUAGCCUGAUUUCCGCAUAAACAGCAGAACUGUGUUGAUACAGUUAAAGGGGAAAUGACCUGCAACUGAGGAAGUUUCUUAAAGUGGGAAAAACCCACACACGAAGCUAAGGAACUGGCUUGUAUUUGUUAGCCUCUGAGCUAAUGUGUUCGUUUUACUUGUGCUUUUAAAUCUGUGAUAUUCGUAUGUUUAGUAUUAUUCGGAAGACAUACAGUUAAUAAUAACGAGUAUGAGCUCCAGUAUAAACUCGGACACGUUGGUUCGAAAACUGAACCACUCCACUCUGCGAACACUUUCUGACUUUCUGGACCCACAGGAUGGGUGGAAAACUGUUCUGGUCGACAUAAAGAAAGAGACUGGGGAGCCGAGGUACACCCAGCUACACCUCAGGAGAUUUGAGAGUUUGGUGGCUAAGGGUAAAAGUCCUACUGUGGAGCUGUUAUAUGACUGGGGUACCACAAACUGCACGGUGGGGGAACUAGUGGACAUUCUUCUAAAACACAAGCUUAAUGCUCCUGCAACAGUACUACUGCCAGAUAUAGCUGCACCACCAGCUGUUUCUACAAAUUGGACAGCAUUAAAAUGCCCUGUCCCUGAAUACCAUCAGCAACAGACCCAACCUUGUGGGAUUAGACUGAGUAAAUCACCAGUACAGGAAGAUAUACUGUACACAGCAUCUGACAGCAGUACAGGACCAGAGGAGGAUCAAGAGCCUGAUGAAGAAGGGUUUUACAAGUUUACAUAUAACGAGCUGACUCAGAUUACUGGCAACUGGAAUGAUCACCCAGUUUCAGCGGGAGGCAACCGACUUGGAGAGGGUGGAUUUGGAAUUGUUUUUAAAGGCCUGCUCAAGAGCACACCUGUAGCAGUAAAGAAACUGAAUUUAGUAGAAGACAUGCCUCCUGAUGAACUGAAGACUCAAUUUGAUCAAGAGAUUCAAACACUUAAGAGGUUACACCACAUUAAUCUGGUGAAUAUGGUUGGAUAUUCCAUUGAUGGCCAGCACCCAUGUUUAGUCUAUGCCUAUAUGUGUAAUGGUUCUUUACUGGAUCGACUAGCCUGUCUGGAUGGAAGUAAGCCUCUUUCCUGGCAGCUGAGGUGUUCUAUAGCACUUGGAACAGCUCGAGGCCUUGAGUACCUUCAUCACAACAACCAUAUACAUAGAGAUGUAAAGAGUGGCAAUAUCUUGUUGGAUGAAUCCUUAAUUCCCAAGAUUUCAGAUUUUGGUUUAACUCGUGCAUCCUCUAAGCAUUCAUUUUCAACAGUGAUUACAGAGAGAAUUGUGGGUACGACAGCCUACAUGGCAUCAGAAGCCCUCAGAGGAGAGAUCACUCCAAAAUCAGAUGUGUUCAGCUUUGGAGUGGUGCUGUUGGAAAUUCUGUCUGGACUUCCUCCUGUUGAUGAAAACCGGGACCCGAAGCUUCUGAUGGAGAUGACGAAUGAGAUAAAUGAAGAAAUUACACUGGAGGAGUUUGUGGAUAAGAAAAUGCUGGAUUGUGAUAUGGAUGCAGUAGGAAAGAUGAAUAGUGUGGCCUGUCAGUGUCUGAGUGAAAGAAAGAACCGAAGACCUGUGCUAAAAGAGGUGCUUGCUGAGCUGGAGGAGCUUACUCAUUCAGAUCCAAAAAGCUAAACAAUAAAACUGGAUUCUAUACUGUAAUAUUAAAUGAAAGUAUGUAAUAUGUUAAUAAAUGUAUUGUACUAGAAUAAAGAAUAUCUUGGUCAUGA